AUGGAACUAUACGAUAUAUUGCUGCAGGCUGGGUUGAUGACGUCGGUGUUGGUUAUGUAUUUAAUUUUUUUUUGCAAACGUCAGACGAAACAUAAAGGACAUUACUCACAACCAGGUUGGAAUUACCCACUUAAACGUUGGCUAUCACGGUUCUAUGCAAUAGGCCAUUGGAAAUCUCAAAGUGUGUCAGUACAUAUAAAUGAGUUACCUCGUACUGAUCUGUACGAGGGCUGGGACUCCGUGGACGUACGCGCCACCAGCGCGGACGGGGCUACUGUACUUCUCGGUAUACGAAAGUUGUGCGGCAGGCAACCUAUUGCAGAAGUCACAUUAUACGUCAAGUUAUCAGAUGGAUCCAGUUAUAGAUUGCCAAGACAUCCUGAUACAAUUACAUGCUUAUGGGACAAUGUUGAGAACGCAUGGAGUGCAGGUGGACUGAAAAUCCAGGUCUUAGAACCGGAAAUACGAUUAAGAAUUUUAUUCAACGGACUCUUGACUUCAGUUGAUGAUGGCAGUACACAACAUGUUGACUUUAAAUUUAUUUGGACGUCUGGCACAAAGGUGGUACGGCAUCCUGAGGAUUGGAGCCCAGAACUCGCGGCCCAAGCCUUGGCUAUGGAGCAGUGGCGAGACAGCAAAUGGCCUUUUUUACUAGGCACAUGGGGGGAGGGUGGUUGGAUGCAAUGUGGUGUUGUUCAAGGUCGCUUCCAAUCAUUCGAUCAGCAAGGUGUCAUGCAGAAGGAUGAAUAUCUACGUCUGCGAGGAUUUAGAGAAAGAAGUUGGGCACCCAAUGGUUAUGAAGGUCGAAGGCGAUCUGUUACCGUUACAGCGUCGUCUAAAGACGGUACCUUGGUGCAUCUUCGUGGACUUUCAUAUAGAAACAUCUUGACGCAAUGUAUAUCAGGACAUGUUAGAUAUCCUAGCUACAAGGUGGAGAAUAUUAUUGACACAGAUUUCGUACUACAAAACUUCAGUGAAACUGUCGACGGUAUUCCGAAGGUAUACACAAUAAAUCUGAGAACAAAAAGUCGAGAAUUUAGUAUGGUACUGCGCAUUAAUUCUGAUGGCGGUAAACUGCUUAGUGGCAUCCCUUACCAGCAAGAGUUGGAAUAUCGUACUUUGGCUGUCAGCAUCGAUGAGUCAUCUGGCUCUGGCAUCCUGGAACUUGGCUAUGAGCCUGCAGAAAUAUCAGACCCAACAGCGAGUUUGUCCCCACCGCGUACCCUAAAGUGGCUCAGUGAGAAUGAUGUGGGCUCGGUGGGCUACUGCUUGCCAUUCGAAGCCCGCGCCGCGGCCUGUCCUGAUUAUGUAGGGGGUAAGGGCGCCUCUUUAGCUCUUCUUGCUUCCGUGCAAGAUAUUGAGGGCUAUAAAGUUCCGCCAGGAUUUUGCCUGACUAUACGAGCGUUGGAGAAACAUCUGGAUGCUAAUCCCGAAUUAUUGGCAGCUAUCCGUGAGAUAGAGGCUGCUAAUGAAAACUAUGAUGAAGCUAAUUUCAAAGACAAAUGCAUAAAGACAACAGAAUUAUUCAUUAACACAGAAAUAACAGAGGACGUAAGAAAUGAAAUACUCGCCCAUUUACAAGAGUUAAGAAAAUCUACUACAAAACAAAAUUUGGAACAACGGUUUGCGGUCAGAUCUUCAGCGGUGGGCGAGGAUAGCGAGACGCUCUCAGCGGCCGGGCAGAACGAAACGAUACUGGGCUGCACGAGUGACGAGCACGUACUGCGCGCCGUGCAGAAGUGCUGGGCCUCUAUGUUCGCGUUCACCAGCGCCUACUACCGCAGACAGAACGGGCAGCCGUGCGCGUGCGGCGGUGGCGUGGUGGUGCAGGCGCUGGUGGAACCGCACGCGGCCGGCGUCAUGUUCACGCGACACCCCGAUCGGGGCGACGCCUCGCGGCUCCUCAUCACUGCCAACUACGGUCUUGGUGAAACUGUAGUAUCUGGUUCCGUAGAACCUGAUACUAUAAUAGUGAAGCGCAGCGAGGGAAAUCCUCUUAGUAUCAUAAAAAUCGAAUUGGGAUCGAAAACUCAACGAGUAACGACAGCUAGCGAUGGAGUCACCACUGAGGAUGUACCAGAGGCAGAGCGAGCAAUUCCUUGUUUAUCUGAAAUAGAAGCUCUAAAGUUGGCUCAGCUUGGCGUGGCUCAAGAGGAGCUAUGGGGAGCAGGAAGGGAUAUCGAGUGGGCUAUUACUAAGAACGGUAUGUAUCUAUUACAAGCGCGUCCCAUCACGUCCCUGGAGCGCUGGACGGAGGAGGAACUUCUGCACGAACUAGACACACCUAUCUUGUCUGACGAGGAUCUUACCACCUUCGCUAACACUGGUGAGGUGUUACCAAAACCUUUGACUCCAUUGACCGUCGACCUUGUGAUGCGUCCUUUGAUUUCGGGUAUGACGGACAUAAUCAGUACUAAUAUGGAGCCAUUUGAAGAUGGUGUUGUAUUCACUCACAACAGAACCGGAUUAGCACUGUACAAUACAACAUACCGCAAUAUGCCUAAAAAAAUUAAUAUAAAUAUACGUAUGAGUGAGAUGGCCGUUCAUGGAAGAAAGGUGGCCGACCAGAACAUUGUCGAUACAGCUCUACGUCGUAGGACCCCUGACUGGACUUACACCGUUCAAAUUAUUAAAACACUAUUAAAGUGUCUAUUUACUUCAAAGCGCAAAAUGGAAGAUAACAUUAAACUUGCUAGUGCAAUGAAUAUACAAAUGGAUAGUAAUGACCCGCUGCAAAUGUUCAAGAUCCUACUAAACCAACAAGAUAUAAUGAGUCGUCUUUCUUGGAAUCAUACUGUCACUAGUACUGCUAGUACUUCCAGUCAAUUCAUUGCCAUGUCUGUAUUAUUAGAAGGCGCAUCAGAUUUUACAGCAGAACACUGUACUGAAAUAAGCAAAUUGCUCAGUUCGGGGGAUGUACUUUCCGCAGAAGUGCCUUUAGGUCUAGCUAAAUUGGCGCGACAACUAGAACACUCAGGGAAACUUGACCAAUUUAAAGCACUUGAUCCAAAAGAAGCAAUACGUUGGCUUAUGACUAACUUGCCAAAUGUACAUUUGGAAGUACUAGAAUUUUUGAAAGUGCAUGGUCAUAGAGCAAUUAUGGAGUUCGAUAUGGUGACGAAACCAUGGGUUUUAGUUCCCGAAGAGCUCAUGACGAUACUUCAAAAUAUGAAAGUAACGGAAAAGGACAAUCAAGAAAAGAAAUCUGAUGCUGAAGUUAUCGCUUCACUGACUACUCCAAAAAAGGCAAGAACCAGGAAAGUAUUGUCAUGGGUGCUUCCACUAUGUCGCCGGACAGUGCGUCACAGAGAAGCUACAAAGGCGAAUCUAAUUUUGGGCAUCCACAAGUUGCGCCUGGCGGCCAUUGAACUCGGCAAGCAGAUGGUGCGCCUCUGGUACUUGCCGCACCAUGAUCUCGUGUUCUUCUUCCAAGCACAGGAGUUGGUUAACUAUAUAACUAAUAGGGAUCCAGCAUUAUUAAGGAAGGCGAUGCAACGACAACAAUACUAUCCUAAAUGGUGUAAACUAAAAUUUGCCGAAAUCAAUACGGGCUGGGUGCACCCUCUGCCGGCAAGGGAACCCUCAGUUACUGCUGGAGACGUCAAGUUGGAAGCUACAUCGGUUUUCGGUGGAGAGGUGAUAGCCAGAGCUUGCGUUGUUAAGGAUCUUUCAGAGGUCCACCAGUUGCAGCAAGGCGAUGUGCUGAUAACGCACGCCACAGACAUCGGCUGGUCGCCGUACUUCCCGCUCCUCACGGGGAUCGUCACGGAGUUAGGCGGGCUCAUAUCACAUGGCGCUGUCAUAGCUCGGGAGUACGGCCUGCCUUGUAUUGUGGGCGCUAUGGAUGCUACGGACAUUUUCAAAACGGGAGAUAUUGUAAGACUCUCUGGUACAAAGGGUCUGAUCGAAAAAGUACAAAUGUCGGAGCAACCUGUCGAGAGUUGA
This is a messenger RNA of Achroia grisella, 3945 nucleotides long. Its product is annotated as putative phosphoenolpyruvate synthase. NCBI's taxonomy places the organism in Eukaryota, Metazoa, Arthropoda, Insecta, Lepidoptera, Pyralidae. Gene Ontology annotation, biological process: phosphorylation. The coding region runs from base 1 to 3945 and encodes 1314 amino acids. The transcript has 23 exons. Gene Ontology annotation, molecular function: ATP binding; kinase activity. The record is from RefSeq and is a predicted model, not a curated record.